AUGACGGGAUAUUUGAGAAGAAAACAAAUGGCUGAUGAGCUCCCCCCAGAACAAAUUGCCGUCCUCCGCAAGGCGUUCGAUGGCUUCGACCACAACCGCUCGGGCAGCAUCCCCUGUGACUUCGUCGCGGACAUCCUUCGGAUGAUGGGGCAGCCCUUCAACAAGAAAAUCCUUGAAGAGCUCAUUGAGGAAGUCGAUGCUGACAAGUCCGGCCGUCUUGAGUUCGGAGAGUUCGUUACGCUGGCAGCCAAGUUCAUCGUUGAGGAGGACGCGGAAGCUAUGCAGAAGGAACUCCGGGAAGCGUUCAGAUUAUACGACAAGGAAGGCAACGGUUACAUUCCCACGUCAAGCUUGCGCGAAAUCCUUCGCGAGUUGGACGAGCAGCUCACAGACGAAGAACUGGACGGCCUCAUCCAGGAGAUCGAUACCGACGGCAGCGGCACCGUGGACUUCGAUGAGUUCAUGGAGAUGAUGACAGGAGAAUAA
Spodoptera littoralis (African cotton leafworm) is the source of this 486-nucleotide messenger RNA. The record is from the annotation of a GenBank genome assembly. Lineage: Eukaryota; Metazoa; Arthropoda; Insecta; Lepidoptera; Noctuidae.